Messenger RNA from Amoebophrya sp. A25, 327 nucleotides. Lineage: Eukaryota; Dinophyceae; Syndiniales; Amoebophryaceae. The record is from the annotation of a GenBank genome assembly.
AUGAGCAGAAAGCCCUUUACACAGGUUGAAUGUCAACAUGCCAACCAAAUAAAUGGUCGCCGGCAACCACCAACGCGUGAAGACCACAAAGUGAGAAUAGUGUACCUCAUUUACAGCGAUGGAGGCUUGCAAAUUUUGGUAAUUUUGUUCGCUGCCAGGUCGCGACGACACACACAGAACCCUGAAAAACAUAAUUUUUUGUGCCCCAAAGGAGGAGAGGAGGCUCGCAAAAUUUUGGAAAAGAGGGGUCUUUUGGUUUUCAAACUCUAUCGUGCUUGCCAGGGGUCUGUCAAAGAAGAGAUAGCUACAGUAGUUUCACAAAGUUAG